AAAAGCUCUCUCUUUAUCUCUCCUCCUUUUUCGCAAUUCUUCUUUCUUCCUUCGCUUUUUUUUGUCACUCUUCUCUUCAUUUCAGGUGUUGGGUUUCUGAUUUUCCGACGAGGAAGAGCAAGGGAAGAUUAAAAGAACAAUCUUUCUAUGAUGGGUUGUUUCGGCCGCAGUGAGAAACCGAGCAAACGAUCGGAGACCAACAAAGGGAGAAACAAGGAUACUCUGAGAAAUAAGAACACCAUCGGCUGUAGCAGCAUCACUAACAAGCGAGAUGAUCAGACUCACCCCUGUUCAGAUUCGUUAAAAGUCAGUCCAUAUCGAGAUGUAAACAAUGGAGUUGGUAAGGCGGAGGAUCAGCUAGCUCUUGACGCGAAGCGUUUGAAUCUAAAUAACCAAGCCACGGGGAAGAAACCACAGACUUUUACAUUCCAAGAACUUGCAGCUGCCACAGGGAACUUCAGUUCGGAUUGUUUUCUUGGCGAAGGAGGGUUUGGCAAAGUUUUCAAGGGAAAACUCGAGAAACUCGAUCAGGUUGUUGCUAUCAAGCAACUCGACCGUAACGGGCCUCAAGGAAUCAGGGAGUUUGUGGUUGAGGUAUUGACAUUAAGUCUUGCUGACCAUCCCAACCUCGUGAAGCUUAUAGGGUUUUGCGCUGAGGGUGAUCAGAGACUAUUGGUCUACGAGUACAUGCCUCUAGGAUCUCUUGAAGACCAUCUACACGAUCUCCCUCCUGGUCAAAAACCACUUGACUGGAACACUCGGAUGAAAAUAGCAGCUGGUGCAGCAAGAGGUCUGGAGUAUCUUCACGAUAGAAUGAAGCCACCUGUGAUCUACCGGGACCUCAAGUGCUCGAAUAUCUUGCUUGGUGAAGACUACCAACCAAAGCUAUCAGACUUUGGGCUGGCGAAAGUUGGACCAAGCGGGGAUAAAACACAUGUCUCCACAAGGGUUAUGGGAACGUACGGAUACUGUGCUCCUGACUACGCUAUGACGGGGCAGCUCACGUUUAAAUCCGAUAUAUACAGUUUUGGAGUAGUCCUUCUGGAGCUUAUCACUGGAAGGAAAGCAAUUGAUACUACAAAACCGCGUAAAGAUCAGAACUUGGUCGGAUGGGCACGACCGUUGUUUAAAGACAGGAGGAACUUCCCGAAAAUGGUUGACCCGCAGCUUCAGGGACAAUACCCUGGGAGAGGAUUGUACCAAGCACUUGCAAUAUCAGCAAUGUGUGUUCAAGAGCAGCCGAGCAUGAGGCCUGUUGUAUCCGAUGUAGUGUCGGCUCUCAACUUCUUAGCCUCUUCUAAAUAUGAUCCAACCAGCCCUAGCAGCAGCAGCAGCAGGAGGAGGAACACUUAUAGAGAUGAUGAAGAGAAAAGACGGGACCUCUCGAAAGAAACAGAAUCUGAAGGAAAUCAAAUCAAGUUUUUGGCUUCACCAAGACAAAUGGUGGACACAUGCAUGUAUAAAAAUACAAAACAGUAAGAUUUUUAACAUCUCUAUUGUUUGGAUCUACACCUUGACUCGGCUUCUGUUGUAUGUGUAUAUAGCAUGAGUCUAUAGAACAAACAAUUUUUACUAUGAAACCAAAAACAAAAAGAUAUACACUUUGCAAGUUCUCCCGCGCAAAGCCGUUAGAGAGCUGAACGAAUAACCAUUUCGCUAUGCCCGGUGAGUUUUCAAGGGAUACGGAGUUUGCGGUUUAUAAUGCAAAAAAUAAACACCAAACAUGGUUUUACAGAAACUUGCAUAUAGCUACCGAACAAACAUUUUCUACUGCCAGACAUAAUCAAUAAACCAGUUCCAAAGGACAAAUAUCAAUUAUUCUUCGUCUUCUUGAAUGCUAUUUGUUACUAAUUAACCCCUAAUGCGAAUUGGCUCAAAAGCUUGCUGCUCGGUUGACAAAAGAAG
Messenger RNA from Brassica oleracea var. oleracea, 1905 nucleotides. Its product is annotated as probable serine/threonine-protein kinase RLCKVII. The coding region runs from base 148 to 1479 and encodes 443 amino acids. The transcript has 5 exons. Gene Ontology annotation, molecular function: ATP binding; protein kinase activity. Gene Ontology annotation, biological process: protein phosphorylation. The record is from RefSeq and is a predicted model, not a curated record. NCBI's taxonomy places the organism in Eukaryota, Viridiplantae, Streptophyta, Magnoliopsida, Brassicales, Brassicaceae.